Molecule: messenger RNA, 2154 nt
Organism: Colletotrichum gloeosporioides
Lineage: Eukaryota; Fungi; Ascomycota; Sordariomycetes; Glomerellales; Glomerellaceae
Exons: 4
Coding region: 1-2154 (717 amino acids)
Source: RefSeq, a predicted model, not a curated record
AUGGAUGUAGUCAAAAAAUUCCCCGAGAUCCCGAUUUGUCAUCGGUCGUUACGACAGUCAAAGACCAGGAGUAGGUCAACAAGUCCGAACUCAUUCAAGAAAUUCUUUCAGGACCGGUUCAGCGGUGUUCGCAAAGCGCCCCCGAGACCAUUACAGUAUGAUACGGACACAGAGAGAUAUCAUUCUCAAAGUAACUUGGGAACAAAGGACUUGGAGACGAUUAUCGCUGCUUACGAUGAAGAUUUGCCAGCCGGUGAUGGGGUCGGUAAUCUUUCCUGGGACAAUGUUUUUGAGCAAAUGGCUGUGGCCAAGCAACAGCACGACAAGAAAAGAGGGAUCAGCUCUAAGGUAGCUGACAGCGCCGACUUAGUGUCCGGAUAUGUCAAUGCUUUGCCGGAUGAGUACGGCAUUGGAAUACUGAAGGGCGGGCUUGCUCUCAUUUUUGAUGCAACAAAGGCACACGAAGACAACAGAAGUCGAAUACUUGAAACCUUCGAAACAGUCCCGGAAAGCAUUUUGACAAUCAACAUGGCCUUCGACCUACUCAAGCCGGCUUCUGUGGACAAAAGUCUCUGUACCGAAGUCAUCAGCAUGCUUCUCGAAGAUCUUCCAGUUCUUGUCAAGAUCCUCUUAGGCAAUGAGCCAUGGUACCAAAAAGUGGUCGCACAUCUUCUACUCAGAAUUCCUGAGACCUCUACGGUUGACCAAAUCCUGGCGCGGUGGAAGCAGGAAGUUGUACGUCUGGAGAAGCACGUAAAGCGGAUGAAACUAGAGAUACUCUCUCAAUUUGCCGUAGAUCUGAAAGAUCUGAGCGACAAAUGGGAGACUGCAGAGCUAGGAAUCCGGACUCUGUUUGCAAAAAGCCAAGCGAUGCAAAAUGACAUCCUUCAGAGCAUCAAAAACGACCAGAAUGCCUUAUUGGUCGAGGUCCGUUAUACCAACAAUAUCGCUGCGGGUGUAGCUUCAGUAGCAAAGGAUCACCUGGAGGAUAUGAGAAGAGAGAAAAAGGAGGAAUUGGAGAACCUGAGAAGAGUAAAGGAGGAGCAGAUGGAGGCCUUCAGAAGAAAAGAGAGUGAGCUGGAGCAAAAGGAGAGUCAGCUGCAGCAGAAAGAAAGUCAGCUGCAGCAAAAAGAAAGUCAGCUACAACAAGAGCGGCAGUCCAUACAAAACGAGCGAGCGCAUUUCUCUAAAGAUAGGGAGUUCUACCGAGCCGUGCAAAAAAGUAAGCACAGCUAUGCGCAACACGUUUCCCCUCAAGAUAUUAACCGCGCAAAAACAGAAAACGUUCAUCUCAGUGUUGAUAAUGCGACCCUACGCAGCCGCCUAUCCAACAACAGUCUUCGACAAGAACACGCCCAUUCCUUCGGGUCGGUCCAUCUACUUGCUGCUCUUAAGGUACCUGCGGACAGCUCAGUAGGCGAUAUGAAUUUAGUCAUGGAGGAGGCUGAAAGUCUUGAUCCAGCGGGGAGAGGGAAAGCGCAAUGGCUGUUUGAGACCGAUGAUUUCCGCCAAUGGUUUCGCCGAGAUGGUUCAUCUCUACUGCUCGUGGAUGGAUGCUUGGAACCCGAGUUUGUGGAGUUUGUGUCUCCGCUCUCGGCCAUCUGCGGUGGGUUGAUCACGGCUCUUCUCGAAGACGAAGACUCAGCGGUGGUGUUUUUCUUCGCGGGACUUCAUACUGACACACAUGCAUCGGAGGAUAUUAACACAGGACCAGCAGCAAUGAUGAGGAGCCUCAUAGCCCAGCUUCUGAAGAGCCCGAAGUUGCCUCCACCCGACCUAGGCUUCUUGUCCGAGGAAAUGUUGGAGGCCUGCCGUCGCGGAGAAUGCUAUGUCCUCUGCAAAGUUUUUGUCGAGAUCAUUAAGCAGACUCCGUCUCAAAAGACCAUAUUCUGCAUCAUUGAUGGCAUCUCCUGGUAUGAACAUGAUCCUUGGCAACAAGAUGUUUACCAGGUAGCCUCCGUUCUCGAACACUUGGCAAAACGGGAGGAUUUGGGAGAGUCCGGGCCAUUGAAAGUCAUGUUGACCAGUCCAGAUCAGAGCAUGCAAAUUGGAGAUCUAGCAAUGAAGCACAGCGAUAUAUGGGGUUAUGCCUCUCUGGAGGCUGGGGAUAUUCACCCCGAUCUUGGUUGGAUGGAUUCCGAUAUGUUAUCUUAG